AUGCGUGAUAUGCAAUUAUCUUCUAGUACAUAUUGCGAUUGGUCGUCGUUUAUUCGCGAAGUGUUGGAAUAUUGGGCACUCAAAAACUCAGCCGCAAAGAUCGGUGGGCGGAAUAAGGUUGUUGAAAUUGAUAAGGCCAAGUUUGGACGACGAAAAUACCAUAAAGGGCGCAUCAUUGAUGGCCAAUGGUUAUUUGGCGGAUUUGAAAGGGAAAGUAAAACUUUUUUUAUAGAAGCUGUUCCCAACCGUACAAAAGAAACUUUGCUCGCGAUCAUCAAGCGGAAAAUCCGGCCUAAUACGACGAUCAUGUCCGACUGUUGGAAGGCAUACGAUUGUCUGAGUGAUGAAGGCUUCAAACACCUUAGGGUCAAUCACAAACAUAAUUUCGUCGAUCCAGACACUGGCGCUUACACCCAGAAUAUUGAGCGUACAUGGCGAACCGCAAGAGCUCAUAUUCCUAAUUAUGGACGUCGUGAAAAAAAUAUGUCGGGUUACAUAGCGGAAUUGUUCUUCCGAUCAAAAAUUAUUGAUCACCGUGAUCGGCUUCAUGAAUUUUUUAUUACAUUACGUGAAUUUCAUGAUGAGCUUAUAAGUGAAUAA
Molecule: messenger RNA, 600 nt
Organism: Chelonus insularis
Lineage: Eukaryota; Metazoa; Arthropoda; Insecta; Hymenoptera; Braconidae
Exons: 2
Coding region: 1-600 (199 amino acids)
Source: RefSeq, a predicted model, not a curated record